AAAUUGGACAACCUGGGAAAUCUGGCGCCAAGGAUGAGGUAAAGAAGAAAGAAGCUUACAAGCAGAAACACGCGAAUCCGUUACGAUGUGGCAUGUGUUCUGGAACACUACGCAGUCCAAAGCUAUUACCUUGUUACCACACCUUCUGUUCUAAGUGUCUUGAUGAUUACAUAGAGAGGAAGUGUACCCCCGAGGAGCCGGGGUCAUUUCGCUGCCCUCUGUGUCUCGUACUCAUUGACAUUCCGCAAGAUGGCGUCUCCGGCUUACCAGACAAUCUCUACGUGUUGGUUUAUGACGCAAUGAACGCCUCCAAGAAUCCAUGUCAGCAGUGUGAUGCUGGAUCCGGAGCGGUUGCGACGUGUGUGGACUGUAAUGACAAUAUCUGUUUGUCCUGUAAAAACGUCCACGAGAAAAUGAAGGCCACCAAAUCCCACAAACUUGUCCUCUUGGUAGAGCAAGAGAAGGUGCUCAGUACAUCCCUCGCGAGACAAUGCACGUGUCCGGAACAUGAAAACGAAGAAAUGUGUUUCGUUUGUAAACCAUGCAAUGCGCUUUUGUGUAUGCAGUGUAAAGACUCUCAUCUCGACCAUAAGUUAGAGGACGCGGCCAUCGCUGCCAAAGUGAGGAAGGAAGAAUUGUCGAGAUUGGCAGACGGUGUGCGUGCUUAUCUACCCUAUAUAAAGAACAACAUUAAAAAGGCUGACAAAGAAACAGAACGAUUUAAAAAAGACGUGAACAAGACAAAACAGCAUAUUUUGGAUACAGCCGAUGACUUGAAAAGAGAAAUCGAUGCAGCAUGCGCAAGGAAGCUUAAGGGUGUUGAUGAAACUCUGGACCAAUAUUUGUCAUCUAUCGAAAGAUUCCGGGCGGAGAUGGAGCGAGUUUACCUAUCAAUAAAGAGCCUGGCGAUUAUUUCGGAUCAAAUAUUCGAUCUGGCCCCUGAUGGACUCCUACUGCAAACAAACUAUAACAUAAGUAAGCGUCUGGAGUCUGUUCCCACAGAGAUACCAGCAUGUUCUUUGGAGAGCGCUCAAACAAGCUUUGAGGCGACCUCACUGCCACAAGGAGAAUUAUUGGGCGAAACACAGGUUUCUGUACUGCCAAUCCUCAAUUUUUCUCCAACAGACAAGAAAGUGCCGACAUUUUAUUGCCCGGGUCGACCUUACUCGAUCUGCCCAGUAUCGGAUGACGAGGCAUGGGUUAUAUGUGAUACAUCGGAGACAAUACAGCUCUAUUCAAAGAGCGGUGCAAUCCGACAAUUCCUCAAACUACCAGGGGAGGCCAAUGACAUCUGCUGCUUUCCAAACGGGAAUCUCUUCGUCACAGAACUUCGAGGACGCGUCAUCUGGAAAAUUGGAAUCGACAAUUCUGUAACGACCUUUGCUUCCAUCGAUGACACUGUCCGUGGGAUUUGUUACUUUGUUGAGAAGUUCUAUGUCACGAGCAAGGAUUCAACUCGCCACAUGGUGUCCAUUUUGACACAAGAUACCGGGGAUGUUGAAAAUGAGAUUAUUCAAGACAACGGCAAUCCGAUUUUUUGCCAUCCAGACCGUCUUGCUGUCACCAGUAAUGGUACGGUUUGUGUGACCGACAGGGGCAAAGAUGGCGCUGUCAUAUUUGUCACGUUAGAUGGUCACGUGAGGUCAUCUUACAGGGGAGAAGGAAGUGACAAAGAUGAGGGACACAAGGAGAGGUUUGAGCCUUGGGGACUUUGUGUGGACCAGCACGACAACAUUUUCAUAUCUGAUCGCUUCAACGACGUCAUUCAUGUCCUCGACAGAAAUGGUGUUUUCCAGAAGUACUUACUCAAUAAAGAUGACGGGAUAAGGCGCCCCCUAGGGAUAGCUGUAGACAAUGCUGGGCAUAUUUGGGUUGGCAAUGAGGACGGAAGUAUACGUGUAUUUGAAUACCUAGAGCUGUUGUAAUGUCCUUCGAAAACUUAUUUACUCGAGUGUUUCUGGAGACAAAAGACCGAGAUAUAUCAACCUGAGUGAAAGAUUUAAAAGUUUAACAGCAGAUUAUGUUCUAGACUUGUGAUAACUUUGUAUAUAUAUAUACACGUAUAUAUGUGUGCGGGUUAUCUACACAUAAUUAAAUAAAAUGAGAGCCGUGCCGUUUCCGGAAAAAAGGCAUCAGUAAGCUAUCUUUUCUCUAAUCAGGAAAGGCAAGGUUACAGCCCCUUACAAAACAGGAAUGCAUCUGUGAAGUUCGAGAGAAAUCUACUAGAGUGGUCCUGGAACUAAUCUACCCCGGGUGCUCCAUAAUACAUGGAAACAAUACACUCGAGUCCCUAUGGAGAAAUUCUAUCUGAGAGUGUCUCUGGAGGCAAUAUACUUAACUGUCCCUCGGUAAAACAUAUGGUACAAUGGUAUUUACUUGUUUCUGUUUUGUCAAAAUCCUACUUGAUCGGUUGUAACGACGACCUACUCGCUUACCAAGGAAAACGAUUCAGUACUUUCCUAUAGAGGCUGAUUUCGGCCAUGUCGCACUGUCCCUUGGCGCCCCACCAACGCCACAUUACGUGCGACAACGCGCGACAACGUGCGACAACGCGCAAUGUGAAGAGCGACAGUGCGCCAUGCGACAAAUUAACACACCAAUGUGACUUCGUAUGGCGCAUUAUUGCACUUUCGCGUUUACGGGGCGCCAAUGCGACUUGCAGUACGACAUGGCCGAAAUCAGCCAUCUUAGAAAGACCCUUCGAAAAUACAUGUACCUGUAAUCUCAUAAUGAGAUAUUUUAAUUAACUAGUAUUAGAAAUAAACGAAUAGCAUACG
Pecten maximus is the source of this 2777-nucleotide messenger RNA. RefSeq names its product tripartite motif-containing protein 2-like. Gene Ontology annotation, molecular function: zinc ion binding; ubiquitin-protein transferase activity. Gene Ontology annotation, cellular component: nucleoplasm; chromatin. The record is from RefSeq and is a predicted model, not a curated record. Lineage: Eukaryota; Metazoa; Mollusca; Bivalvia; Pectinida; Pectinidae. Bases 93 to 1925 code for a protein of 610 amino acids. Gene Ontology annotation, biological process: positive regulation of DNA-templated transcription. The transcript has a single exon.